Molecule: messenger RNA, 3417 nt
Organism: Zootermopsis nevadensis
Lineage: Eukaryota; Metazoa; Arthropoda; Insecta; Blattodea; Termopsidae
Source: RefSeq, a predicted model, not a curated record
CUUCGGUCGCCGAGAAAGCUUCACUUUUACUUAUUACACAUCCUUACCUAGUACUACGAAAGUUCUAUAGGAUUUAAAUUCAUUGUUUUAUUGUACAAGUUACAGAAGGUGACUUACUGUGCAAACACAAAUCGGUCAGGUAUGCAUAUCGACCUGGUGAAGGUGAGAAUUAUAUGCGACAAGGUUGCUUUCAAAUAGCAUGCGUCAUUUUCUUUCCUAUAUUUAUUCUCGUUUCGAAUUUACCUACUUUCGUAACGCAUGCAAUUUAUGUCAAGGUCAUUUUGAAUACAUUAGUUACGAUGUAAAUAUUGGACCUAGUAUAUCGUCGUCGUGUGGAGACACGUAUAUGCAUUUCUAGUAAAACUAUACACGCCUUCAUUGUUCCUACGGUUAUAUACGCAAUCAGUGGUACAUACUAAACAUUUGUGCACGCGAAUACAGACGACGUUUGCUGUAACACGUAGUAGAUUCGCUUCUAGCUCCAUGUGCUCUUCUUUACCUACAUUCUCGUUUUGUGUGGCGUGGUUGGCUAGCGAGUCUGCAUACUUGCUAAAAUGACGUCAUUGAGCUUUAAAUGGAAACUGGGCGAAGCUUUGAGAGCACCGGCUGAACGAAAAGUUUAGAAACAAGAGCGUCUUUUUACGUUGUUGGUGUGUGACAAGGUAAACAAGACAGUGUGUUGAUUUAGUACGGAAAUUGUUAACGGUGAAUGUAUGCCGUUUGUAUAGUAAUAGUGUAACUGAAACUAAAGUACUUCCAAAUAAAACGGCCUCGGGACAGCUCAAUAAUAACCUAAGAAUAUUAGGUAAGCAUGUUGGCCAAAAAGAAAAUAGUGUAAGAGUGACGUAUGCGUGUUCAAGGAGAUGUAGGUAUAUGCUUCACAGUCAUUGUAUCAGUUUAUGAGAUACGUACCUGGAGAAUGUGGUGUUGUACGUUUGUGCUAAUCGAAUUUCAGUUUUCCGGAAGUUACGCCUACCUCAUCCAAUUGUAUCUUGGAGGGAUGGUCCCUUUCACAUGUGUUCAGACGGUUCAGUUAAUUAGCUGUGCAAACUAAAUCACAAUUGACCUUGAAGAGACUGAUGUGAAAGGCAUACCUCCAAAAUUGGAAACCAGAAAUGUGAUUCUGUUUUUCUGAGAAGAAAGGGGUGACUGUUUCUCACCACAAGUGUCACGUCUGACUUAUGGUGUUUAAGGUUUUUGUCACAGUGGCAGCAUUCAUGAAUUCUGGCCACUGGGCACAUUGGUGAUGCCUUACCGCAGUGGAGCUGUGGCUACGGUUUCACCUGCAUCUGUCAGCUACAAGAUGCCAGUUCCAGCGUCUCAUAGUCGUUUCACUUCAUUGGUGUCAGGGAGCAGCCACAGAACCAGUUCCUCCCUCAACAGUUCUCUAGAUCGAUCUUACUACACCAGCCUUACACGAACAAUCCCAAGGUCAUACACCUUAGAUUAUAAAUCAAAAUACACAUCACCGUCCAGAUCUACAUUGUCGUCGUCGUCGUACUCCCGCCAGGGCUCCCUGUCCGAUGACUCCGGAAUCUCCUUGUCGUCGGGUCGUAAUGCAGGGGGGCGGGAGAGAAGCGAGAGUCGAGAGUCCUCCAUCGGGGGGUACAGCCGGGUCAGGGACAGCGGCAGAACGACGUCGACGACGACGACGACGCUCGGCCGAAGGUUUGGCACGUCGACGUGCACGCUGUCGGGCAUUAGCGUGACUGAGAUGUUCAACAAGUACUCGCCCUCCAACUAUACGCGGUGCAGCACGGACAGUACCGCUGACAGCGUCUGCUCCAGGAGUCACAGUGCCACCACUACGAGCUCUCGACGCUCCGUGGGCGUCGGAGGCGCCGUGGGCGGCUGCUCCACGUCGUCGAUCGAGCAGCGUCGCAGUCGACUCAGCUCCACCGAGGAUGACAACACAGCCUGUUUAAGUGCUUCUCCUCGAUUCUCACGUCUGCGUGGCAGCUCAGGCAGUUCAGCUGAUCGGGGCGGCUUAGCAGGCUUGCGGAAUAUUGGCAACACUUGCUUCAUGAACUCUGUGAUCCAAUGUCUCAGCAACACGAAGCCCCUGCUGGAGUACCUGCUAGGUGACUGCCAUCUGUCUGACAUCAACACUUCAAUAUCUAGCAUGAAGGGUGCUCUGAUCAAAGCAUUCUCAACUGUGAUCCAAGAGCUGUGGCGUGCAGAGAGUGAGGACCGAGUCGUGAACACAACAGCUCUCAAGUCGCAGAUCCAGCGCUUUGCCCCUCGGUUCAUGGGAUAUUGUCAGCAGGAUGCUCAGGAGUUUCUGCGUUACCUGUUGGAGGGACUGCAUGAAGAUGUGAACAGAGUAACCACCAAGCCAAAGCCUAUCCUCACAGAUGUUGAUGAACAACUGAGUGAUCAACAAAAAGCUGUGGAAUCGUGGAAACGAUACCUGCGUAUGGAUAACAGCAAAGUGGUAGAUAUCUUUGUUGGACAGCUGAAGUCAACACUUAGGUGCACCUCUUGCGGGCACUGUUCUGUUACGUUUGACCCAUUCUGGGAUCUCUCUCUGCCUAUACCUGUUCGAACAGGCCAGGUGCGACUGCAGCAGUGCUUUGACCACUUCACUCGUGAAGAAGUGCUGGAUGGUGACGAGAAACCGACAUGUUCAAAGUGCCAGAUGCGCCGGAAAUGCACCAAGAGUUUCACCAUUCAGAAGUUUCCCAAAAUUCUUGUUCUUCAUCUAAAACGAUUUUCACCCACGGAGCGUUUUCGUGGGAAGCUGAAUGUAACUGUGGAUUUCCCUCUCAACGGACUGGACUUAAGUACAUAUGCAGCCAAUCGAGGACAGGGGUGUAUGUAUAAUCUGUAUGGAGUAGCCAACCACUCUGGUACAACCUAUUCAGGACAUUAUACAGCAUACUGCAAGCACCCCUACACAGCGGAAUGGCAUGAAUACAAUGACUCCAGAGUGACCUCCAUUUCAUCUCGAAGUGUGGUGUCAAGUGAAGCUUAUGUGCUCUUUUUUGAACUCUCCGGCCACAGUUCACACUUAUAAUGAUGAAAUCUUACGAUCUUUUUUAUUGGCCAAAUGGUUGUGUCCUUAUUUAAAAGAUGAAUGUGCUGAAGUUGUUAAUUUUUAUUUUUUGUUAUACAUAAUUUAUUUGGACAAAGAAUGGCUAUAAGCUGUGGAUAAAUUAAUUAUUUAUUGAGUUAUCAUCAUCUUGUGAUGAUUUUUUCAGUAACACCGUAUUUACACAAAUCUAAGAUUUCAGAUGCUUAAAAGUGAAAAGAAGAGAAAAGUAGAAAUGUUCAACUCGUAGUAAUUUUUAUAGAUCAAAUUUCUGACAAGUGUACUGUUGUACACUUGAUUGUUUAUUUUCACUGUCAGUGAAAUGGUUAUUUUACUACAUACAAAUAAUCUUGUAUGUACUUCAUACAUCUGCAAGAUAUGGUUAA